AUGUUACAGAGGUUCUUCUGGUUGAUUGCAAGGAGCUACACUCCUGGUAUGUUCAACUACCACAUGGCUGAGCUUAAGACCUAUGAUUCCGGUGCACAUGCAUCUCUGAUAAAGACGAAGCCAGAGACUUGGUCUAGAGCUUUCUUCAAGAUAGGCUCCUACUGCAAUGAUAAUCUGAACAACUUGUGUGAGUCCUUCAACAAGACCAUCAGGGAGGCUAGGAAGAAGCCUCUGCUCGACAUGUUAGAGGAGAUAAGGCGCCAAUGUAUGACUAGGAUCUACAAUAGGUCUAAGAUGGCUACCGACAGGAAGACUAGGUUCACCAUGAAGACACAUAAAGCGUUAGACAUAGUUGAGAAGAAGUCCAAAGAGUGUAUACUGCGUUGGGCAAUUGGGCCAGAGACUGAGGUGGAGCAUGAAGACCAGUCAUAUGUUGUGAGUUUGGAGAAAGAGACUUGUGCAUGUCGAAGCUGGCAAAUGAAUGGUAUUCCAUGCAUCCAUGCUGCUAAGGUCAUCCUUGGUGCGAAAAGAAAGCUUUCUGAAUUUGUUGCUCCUUGCUACACAACUUCUAGGUGGCGUGAAACGUACAGUUAUGGGAUCAGUCCGGUAAAUGGGAUGAUAGAGUGGCCUCAGACCAAUAGAUUAGGUGUGAUUCCACCACCUAAUCGAAAGGGAAAUCCUGGUAGGCCUAGGAACCAUGAUAGAAAGAAGGGAGCUAAUGAGAAUGUGUCUACCACCAAGCUGAGCCGUGUGAACAGAGUUAUGACAUGCUCUAAUUGCAAAGAAGAAGGCCACUACAAAAAUACAUGUCGGAAUGCUUCUGUUGAGAGUCCAGCUAAGAAACCGAGAGGCAGACCAAGGAAAAAUCAGGGACUACAUUUUGAAGACUCACAAGCUGAAGCCUCACAAGCUCACUCGUCACAAGCUCACUCGUCACAAGCUCAAGCAUCACCAUGGGAAAUUCCACAAUCUUCACAAGCUUCACAAGGUCAAGCAUCACAGACAGGAGCGUGGGGAAGAUGGUUUUAG
Brassica rapa (field mustard) is the source of this 1029-nucleotide messenger RNA. RefSeq lists its product as uncharacterized. The record is from RefSeq and is a predicted model, not a curated record. Gene Ontology annotation, molecular function: zinc ion binding. NCBI's taxonomy places the organism in Eukaryota, Viridiplantae, Streptophyta, Magnoliopsida, Brassicales, Brassicaceae.